Messenger RNA from Sclerotinia sclerotiorum 1980 UF-70, 1284 nucleotides. RefSeq lists its product as hypothetical. The transcript has 2 exons. The record is from RefSeq and is a predicted model, not a curated record. Gene Ontology annotation, molecular function: monooxygenase activity; FAD binding. Lineage: Eukaryota; Fungi; Ascomycota; Leotiomycetes; Helotiales; Sclerotiniaceae. Bases 1 to 1284 code for a protein of 427 amino acids.
AUGUGGAGAGAAUUGGAUGUCGGUGUCAUUGGUGGCGGAAUAGGUGGUCUUGCUGCCGCCACAAGUUUACGACAAGCCGGCCACCGAGUCACAAUAUAUGAACGAGCGGAUUUCGCUGGAGAAGUUGGUGCUUCUAUAUCAUGCGCGGCAAACGGUACGAAGUGGCUUGAAGAAUGGGGUGUUAAUAUUCCAAUCGGGCGACCUGUGGUAUUAGAAAAACUGAUAUCGCAUGAUUGGAAAACGGGAGAGGUACAAAAUGUAUACGAUUUGGCCGAUUACAAAACUAGAUGGGGAUACGUUUAUAACAUGUUCCACCGAGUCAACAUGCAUGAGAUGUUGAUGGACUCAGCUACAGGAUCGAGCCAUACGGGUAUACCAGCAAUCUUAAAGUGUAAUCACAAAUGCGCAGAAAUUGAUCAUGAACAGGGCGUUGCGACAUUUGAGAAUGGUGCGCAAGCCAAACAUGAUCUAAUUAUUGGAGCGGAUGGAAUUGGAUCACAAGUACGAAAGACUUUGGGAAUUGUGCCAGAUCGGCAAUUAUCUACAUCUACAUGCUUGCACUGCAUUAUCGAGACAAAAGAUGCGAGAAGAUUAGGACUCAAAGAUCUAUCACCAAAUAGUGCUAUUGAGUUUUGGGGGGGGCAAGGCAUUCACAAGAUUGUGUUCUCACCGUGCCGAGACGGAGAGGUUCACUCAUUCUACUGUUUCUUUCCGACAAAUGAAAGUCCCCAUGCUGGUGAAGGCUGGAAUAUUAACCUUACCGUUGAGGAUAUCCUUAGACCAUUUCCGGACCUCGACCCCGAGCUUCUUGCAUUAUUCAAGAAUUCAACCGACGUGAAACCAUGGAGACUAUUUGUUCAUCAACCAUAUCCGCAUUGGCAAAAGAGGUCUACUUGUAUCCUUGGCGAUGCAGCGCACCCUAUGCUUCCUGACCAAAGUCAAGGCGCAUGUCAGGCUUUGGAAGACGCCGCUGCGCUGGGUAUAAUUUUCGGGCAGAAAUAUGAAUUCGCAAAUUCAAAAGCAAGCAUCAACGAUGGUCUAAAGAUAUAUGAGCAAAUUCGUAAACCUAGAGCUUCUCGGGUACAAGCGGCUAGUGCUCGUGCCAGGGUGAACAUCAACGAACGCAUUGGAUUCUCAUCGAAUACUACCAACCCAAACUACAAAGUAUUAGAUGAGAAGAAAAAACUGACGAUCGAGGAGAUGAAUGAAUACGAUAUGUAUUCGGAUGUUGAGAGGGCAGUUCUGGGUGUACAGCUGGAGGUGGGAAUGAGGGCCAGCUUGUAA